UUUAAGUUAUAGGGUUUUUACACUCUACUUAGUCCCUCCAUCGAAGCCGCCCCGAGAAAGGAAGCAGAGGGCAAGCAAAAUGAAGACCAUUCUUUCUUCAGAGACAAUGGACAUCCCUGAUGGGGUUGCUAUUAAGGUGAAGGCCAAGAUGAUCGAGGUUGAAGGUCCCAGGGGUAAGCUCAUCCGUAACUUCAAGCACCUCAACCUCGAUUUUCACCUCAUCAAGGACGAGGAGAGCGGCAAGCGCAAGCUCAGGAUCGAGGCUUGGUUUGGCUCCAGAAAGACUAGCGCCGCCAUCCGUACUGCUCUCAGCCACGUUGAGAAUCUCAUCACCGGCGUCACCAAGGGUUACCGUUACAAGAUGAGGUUUGUUUAUGCUCAUUUUCCGAUCAACGCCUCCAUCACUAACGGCAACAAGUCCAUCGAGAUCCGUAAUUUCCUUGGCGAGAAGAAGGUGCGAAAGGUGGAUAUGUUGGAAGGGGUAUCCAUUGUUCGAUCAGAGAAGGUUAAAGACGAGAUCGUGUUGGAUGGUAACGAUAUCGAACUUGUGUCACGCUCGGCAGCUUUGAUAAACCAGAAAUGCCAUGUGAAGAACAAGGAUAUUAGAAAGUUCCUUGAUGGUAUCUAUGUUAGCGAGAAGGGCAGGAUCGCUGAAGAAGAAUGAUUGGUAUGGUAUCUCUUGUUUCAUAGUGUUAUAAUGCUGUUUUGGUUUUCAGACUUUAGAUUAUAAGGAUGUUAUCUUAUAUUUGUUUCAUCUUUAUGUUUUGCGACAUUGAGCUCCUUUCAUCAAUGACUUGGAAUGCAAUUUUUCGGCAACCCUUUUGCUGCAA
This is a messenger RNA of Gossypium raimondii (Peruvian cotton), 830 nucleotides long. Its product is annotated as 60S ribosomal protein L9. Gene Ontology annotation, molecular function: rRNA binding; structural constituent of ribosome. Gene Ontology annotation, biological process: cytoplasmic translation. The record is from RefSeq and is a predicted model, not a curated record. The coding region runs from base 80 to 664 and encodes 194 amino acids. The transcript has 3 exons. Gene Ontology annotation, cellular component: ribosome; cytosolic large ribosomal subunit. Lineage: Eukaryota; Viridiplantae; Streptophyta; Magnoliopsida; Malvales; Malvaceae.